Kluyveromyces lactis is the source of this 2070-nucleotide messenger RNA. RefSeq names its product Ies1p (gene IES1). The record is from RefSeq and is a predicted model, not a curated record. The transcript has a single exon. NCBI's taxonomy places the organism in Eukaryota, Fungi, Ascomycota, Saccharomycetes, Saccharomycetales, Saccharomycetaceae. Gene Ontology annotation, cellular component: Ino80 complex. Bases 1 to 2070 code for a protein of 689 amino acids.
AUGGCAAAGCGGGUGUAUGAUCCCAUUCACGAUACUUAUCAGAUACAAGUUACUCCAGAGCCGCCUGUGCUUUCACAGCCGCGACCAGAUGGUAACGAAGAGGAAGACAGAGACUCGGAUUCUACUCAGUCAGAACCUUCUCAAUCAGCUGCAAUUUCCAUGCCAGAUUCUUCUAAUGACGAAAAUAAAUAUUAUGAGAAGGAAUCAACGGUGUCCGCAGAUUCUCCUAAUUCAGCAUUGCCAUCUGAUUCACAGCAUUCCGUAAUACCUCCUCCGCCACCAAUGGAGCUGGUUCAAUACCCAGGGAAUGAGAGGAAAUCCAAACAUUCUCAUGCUAUGAACUUUAUGACAACUACCCUGAGACCAAAACCUAAGGCAAAAGAACCAAGCCGAUACACUCGCCAUUUAAAGAAAUCUGACGGUGAACCUUUCACUCGUAAGGACAUUCAAUAUGAGUUCCUUUCGAACCUUCUAUCUGACACAAGACAAAUAUUUAGUAAUCCGUUCCAAGAUUUCUUUCCCUUGGAAUACACACCAGAGGAAGGUAAAGUGGUGAACGUCACGGAUGUGGACUAUAAUGCAAGAACUUUCAUCAAAACCGAAAAAUUAACUUUUUCUCAGAUAUACAUUUUAACUAUCGCUUCUUCAAGUAAAUGUUCCAAAGUAUUACGGGAUAAACUACUUUUUGAUCAUCAUGUAGCGUUUUCUACGUGCAUAUUAUCAUUGUUGGUGAAUAUGGGAAGAUUGAAUACGACUGUAAAUUUCUUUCUCGAAAUGACUUCCCAGCUGCGUACCUUCCAUUCAAUUCCAUGUCUACAGCACUAUAGUUCAGAUCCUAAAUCAUUACAAGAUACUCCAAGGAUUAAGUCGAUCCUCAAAACUAUCCCACUUGGGUCCGACACUCCAAUAGAGUUUCAUAAAUGGUACGCAGCAGAUUACCCCCGUAAUCCUAGCGAAUGGGUAAAUCCAGUAUCUUUGAUAUUUGCUUUUUGCGAACAACAUGCCAUACUAGAUUGGAAUAUUAUAAUUCCUAAUUGUAAGCCCAAGACCUCUCUUUACCAAUUAUUUGAUGAUAAUAAUUAUUCUCCACAGCUACGAGUCAAUCUUUUCUUGUGGUUGAUGUAUAUCCAUAUGGAGACGAACCUCACACCGGAAUCGUUACAGUCUUCGAAACCUCUCUUCCAAGUCGAACCAAACGGAACGUUCUUAUUGACUGCGUCUCAUUUAGAACAUGAUAUUGACACUCCAGUAGAGGUAACAUACGGAGAAGAGCAAUUGGAAAAGAGAAUAAGCUUUUUGAAUCAAACAGGAGCAGAGAGGACGAUUGUCCAACAGACGAUGGAAACUCCUCCUACAGGCCCCGAUGAUGAACCGUUGGAUCCAGAAGCAGCACUAGAAGAACCGGUACCGGCUCCUCCACCACCAAAGCCCAAGCAGUCACGAGCUACAUCAAAGGAAAAAGGAGGGAAGUCACAACCGGUGAUAAUCCAACAAGAUACACAGCGAAAGAAGAGACAGUCGAAUGCAGCAGGUUCUAAAAAUAAUUCGGAAGAAAACAACAAUAACUCUGAAAGUAAAGCUGCAAUAAGGGCUAAGAUUCAACAAGAUAAAGAUGAGCGAGUACAGCAAAAAAUUGAUCUUGAUAAAAAUUUUAAAAUUAGAGAUGAUUUGACUCAGACUCAAUUGAGAACUAAAUUGAUUGAAGCCCAUAAAAUCACCAACAAGAAAAACCAUGAGUUAGGCUUAGUUAAGUUAUUUGACGAAUUCGAAGAUGUUCCUCUUGCAACUAUUAUUGGUAUCCGGGGGAAAAAGAGAAAGAAGUUCAGUGACGGCAUUUUAGGAUAUGAGACAGACAUGUUAGGAGUGCUACGCCAUUCAAAAAGAACAAUGCUCAAAAGGCUAAGAGAGAAACGCGGAGUGCCCAACCCUGAAGAAGAAAACAGCUCUGCUGUCCAAGAAGCAACGACUGAACCAAAAGUAAUGGCUGAAUCCACUGCAGAAACUCUGGCGGCAGAUCCAACUGAAAAAGUGGAAAACGAAAGGAACGGAACUGCCUUCCAUGACAGCUGA